UCCUCCAUCCAGCAGCCUUCCUCCAUCCAGCAGCCUUCCUCUCUGACUACAGACCUGAAACAAAGAUGGGAGGCUCUCAAAGCGUAAUUAAUAAUAUCACUAUCAGUCCAAAUAUAACUAGAAAUGCCUUGAGGCAGGAUCCUGGGAACCACAUUCCUUUUAAAGUGAAAGUGGGAGCUGAAGAAAAGUCUUUGUUACUCCACUACUCCAAUGAAGAGUGUGAUUACACAAAUGCAAUCACCAGGAUCCAGUUUUCCUUCUCAGAGCGAAUGGCUGAAGGUCUGGAAGCUGCAGGGUUCACCAAGAUCGAAGUGAAUUGGAAUCCUAGCAAGGAUGGUAGCCCCAUCUACAUGUGGUACCUCCAAGGUAAAACUCCAUAUGAUAUUCCAAUCGUGGAUUUAAAUUUUAGCUGUGAUGCAGCAGAUGAUGCUCUACUACUUCAGCCUUUGUGGGAGAGGUGUUCCAUUGAUGUGGACCGGGAUGUUGGAGGAAACUGGUUCCACCUGUGGAUGAAGAGGGCACUUCGACCCUUCAUCUGUGAUGUCACCACCUCUGAUAACAGCGCUUCAGACGCUGAAUUGUUUCGUCAAGGUUACACCCGAAUUGAUGAAACCACCAACAGAGGUGCAGGAGGAGCGGAUGUCUUCAUCUUUUACCGUCAGACCCCUUAUCCUGUCGCUCUCGAAGAAGGUCUGGCAAUCAGAGAUCUGCAGGUCUCUCUUAAUCAGGAGGAGGAAAAAACAUAUAAGAGUCAAGGGUAUGAUCGAGCGCCAACCAACCUGAACGAGGGAACCGCUGGGCCUCAUGUGUUUCUUUGGUACAAAAAACAGAUCACAGAACCUGCAGCGAGUCAAAGCUUUAAGGACCAGAACCAGAACCUGAGGUUUAACCAAGAACCGGUUCCCAGGAACUUCAACAAGCUCCUGGGAAGAAAUAAAAGAAUCUGA
This is a messenger RNA of Cyprinodon variegatus (sheepshead minnow), 947 nucleotides long. RefSeq lists its product as uncharacterized. NCBI's taxonomy places the organism in Eukaryota, Metazoa, Chordata, Actinopteri, Cyprinodontiformes, Cyprinodontidae. The record is from RefSeq and is a predicted model, not a curated record. The transcript is spliced from 3 exons. Bases 66 to 947 code for a protein of 293 amino acids.